Messenger RNA from Pieris macdunnoughi, 1956 nucleotides. Lineage: Eukaryota; Metazoa; Arthropoda; Insecta; Lepidoptera; Pieridae. The record is from the annotation of a GenBank genome assembly.
AUGAAUAACAACAUGGAGGACGCUAAGGACCUAAAAUGGAAGAUUAUUUUUUUAAUUUUGAAAAUAUCUAAAGUAAUGAGAUGGUUUCAAAGUUGUACUAAAAAGUUUCAAAUGCUGACAAUCCUCAUACUGAUUACUUUUGUAAUGACUGGUUUCUAUAUUCUUAUGUAUAGGAAGUUGGAUGAUGACAUGUUAAGAAAUAACCCGUUUCAUGUUUUUGAAGAAUCUUCCUCCGAUAUCGGCUGUACAUUUCCGAAAGUAGAUCCGUUUUCAGAUGUUGCCAUGAAAUUCAAUCGAGAUUUCCCUAAAAUUGUUUGUAAGGGCAAAGACUGGGUUGUGUGCAAUAUGUCCGAAUGCUAUGUUACCAAAGAAAUACUCGACACUGUGAAGGACAUAUCUUGUACAUACAAAGAUAUAAUAUAUGUCGAUGAUCACACAUACGUAAUCGCAGAUGGUGUGAAGUUGUUCAACGAUGAAAAAUACAUAUUGAAUCAAACCGAUUAUUUUAAAGUGUCUUGUUUUGGAUAUGAUAAGAAAGGUUUUAACCUGCUAUCUCGUAAAUGGCAAGGAUAUAAAGCUGGUAUUCGCCCAAUGCUAACAUCUACGGACAUCUCGCCAGACAGCCUUAAUGUUCUCAUACUAGGCUUCGAUUCGGCUUCAUACAACGGCAUCGUGCGUAAGCUGCCUAAAAGUCAUAAGGUCUUGGUUGAAGAGCUUGAUGCAGUUAUACUGAAUGGAUACAAUAUAGUUGGAGAUGGCACUCCUGACGCUCUUUUCCCCAUUUUAUCGGGAAAGCAUGAAUGGCAACACCCUAGGGCUAGGCAAACAUUCUCCAAGGACAUUCAUUUGGACCCUGAUUUGUUCAUAUUUAAUACUGUUAAGCAGAAUGGAUACCAAACCGCUUAUUAUGAAGACAUGCCAUGGAUUGGUUCGUUCCAAUACCGAUACAAUGGGUUCAAAAAAGCGCCCGCGGACCGUUAUUUGCGUCCGUUUUUGAUGGAAGAAACAAAGUCCGGGUCUAAAUGGUGGCAUGGGAAAAAGGGCCGCUACUGCAUCGGCGAUAAGCCGCAGUAUAAGGUGUUAAUGGAUCUGACAUUGCAGUUCCUUAAUGUUCAAGCAAAGAAAUUCUGCUUCACGUUCAUAGCUGAUGUGUGCCAUGAUGAGUUCGAUCUCAUAUCGACCGUUGAUGAUGACUUAGUGGGCUUAUUAAGGCAUUUGAAGACGUCAAAUACUUUGGAAAACACCCUGUUUAUACUCAUGGGAGACCAUGGACCUAGAUUCUCACCAAUGCGAAACACAUAUCAAGGGAAAAUGGAGGAACGUCUUCCAUUUAUGGCCAUACGUUUGCCGGAAAGACUGAAAAGGGAACGUCCCAAUGCGAUCUGGACUCUCCGGUCAAACGCCAAAGUUUUGACAACACCUUUCGAUAUACACACAACGAUUUUGGACGCAAUUGGACUGAAAGAUUACGCAAGUGAUUAUGCUGUGCCUAAUACUAAUAUUUUGCGGGGAUUGAAUACCGUCCACUCCACCCGUAGCUGCGAAGACGCAGGAAUUCUACCCCAUUGGUGUACUUGCACUAAUAGCAAGUGGCAUGAUGUUGACAAGAAGGAUCCCAAUUACUUUACAGUGGCCAACGCAUUGUGCGACUAUAUUAAUAAUAUCACUUUGGAAAAACGAAGUCAGUGUGCGGAGAGGAAGCUAACAUCAGUAGAAUGGGUUAUAAAACGCGAUGGUCAGAGCUCGAAUACUUACGGGAACUCCGUCUACUACCAACUGGUUAUUAUAAUGAGCCCCGGCAGAGCGAUUUACGAAGCGACACUCCAAUAUCAUACCGGUAACGACUCGUUGACGGUAACAGAUAACGAUAUCUCGAGGAUUUCUGCAUACGGCAGUGAACCAGCUUGUUUAGAUGACCGCAACCCAUAUUUAAAUAAAUACUGUUAUUGUAUAUAA